CUCCUCACCACGGCGCAUGAAUAAGACGUUCCGGUGUCCAGAGCACUAUUGUCCUUACCCUUUGGCGCUUCGCUAAGCUGGAGCCCUGUGGCUGCUGGGCGAUUGCCUUCCGCACCUUGUCCCUCCUCCUGAUGCUUCGCUUGCCACAGCGACUUCAUUGAACGCGCUGUGCCAGCAAUGGCCGACGUCCUUGCCCGACGCUCGUCCCGCGCCAAACCCCCAUCAUCGGCAAUCCCAUACCAAUCGUCAGCGACAUCGAGCAACUCGAGUCGCACGGAGCGCAGCACCCGCGCGUUCGCCAAGAACGGUUCACCACAGAAGUCUACCGAGAGCGCCUCGCUCAGUUCCGAACCGCCCGAAGACAUCACCCACGAAGAAUUCUCCUCUCGCAGAAGGAGCACACGCGCUCGUGACGAAGAACGUGACCGCCAUCCUAAGAUCGAGCUCCUCGACAUGGCCCCAGCCAGCGAUGACCAGCAAGAGGACGACGAGGCCGUCCGCUGUGUCUGCAACCACGAGGACUACCCCGGUCCGCCACCCUUCGAACCCGAGUCCAAGCAUGGCCUGAAAGAUGCAGUCGACUUCGAGCGCAUCUUUGGCGUGGAGAUCACGGACGAGAUGGCCGGCAAUUUCGUCCAAUGCGAGACGUGCAACUCGUGGCAGCAUAGCGCUUGCGUCGGUUUCACCACAGAAGAGUCGCAGCCCGACGACAUAGAAUACUUUUGCGAACAAUGCCGCAAGGACCUUCACAGAAUAUUCACAUCAAGUACAGGUCAAAAAUACUCAAUCUUCCUCCCCGUUCACCGUUUGUCGCGAGCCGCUUCCCGGGCAACCUCCACAGCCAAGGAGACCGCAGGGUCCCACUCGCCGAAAGAAACAAGCACCAGAAACUCCAGAUCGGCGGCUGCCGCUGCUGCCGCGCUCAAUGGGAAGCGACGGUCGACUAUGAACAGCCGCGAUGCAGCGUACGACGAAGAGGAACAACUUCGGCGUGCUAUCGAAGCGAGCAAGGAAGAAACCGCAGACGAGGAUUCUGAAUUGACUGCGGCGUCAAGGCGACCGAAGCGCACAAGGGAUGAUAGCGAAGAGAAAGCCGAGAAUGUGAAGAGACAGCGGACCGAUUCCAGAUCUGCCUCGCCGGUGGCGGAAGAGGCACUCAAGGUCGACCAAGACGAGUCUGAUGACGAUAUUAUGCCUGGCGGUCACAAGAAGUCUCGGAAUGCUCUGAGAACUCAGCGCGAGCGCGCAGAGAGAGACGAGCGGCGUGAAGAGCAGGAACGCAAGCGUGCCGAAGCGGCCAGCAAGCGUAAUGGCCGUGCGACACGGAGGCGCGGCGAUGAGGAUGAUCCUUCAGAUGAAGCUCCUCCUACCACUCGAGCUGGACACAGUCGGUCCACAGACUCGGCUCCGCCCGCAGACCCGCCACCAUCCUCGGCACCUCCCCCCGAUUCUCCUCCAGCGACAGAACCUCCAGCAAGCUCACACAAGAAGAAGAGUGCGGCUCAUUCGAAGAAGAAGGGACGGAACCAAUACACGAAAGACCGAGACCAAGAGCACGAGGAAUCUCCUGCGAGAUCUUUGCCCCGGGACGCCAGCCGUAAUGGCGACGAAAGCACGUCACACAGCAAGCCGUCCGGAACCGAACCGCCCAGCAAGCAGGUCGCCAGGUCGAAAGGGGUUAUGAGUUCUCGAGUUACCAUGAGUGACAUGAAACGGCGUGUCAACAACAUACUCGAAUACAUGUCGCGGACCCAAGUCGAUCUCGUCAACGAGCCACUAAACGACUCGAACAAGACGACACCCAACAACGAGCUUACCAAUGGCAAGACCGAUGCGAACCUCAAUGGCGACAGUGGCGGAGCCAGCCCGAAGAAGAAAGAUGCGGCAACGCUCUCCGAAGCCACAUUUAAGGAUCUGACUUGUGUAGAGAUGAUGGACGCGUUGACGCGAGACCUAGUGAAGUGGCAGCAGGAGUACGCACCAUGAGAUGCUGCAGGUUCUGUCCCUUAGCGAGGUUUCGCCCGCGUGGCCUUGGCUUAAGUGCCUCAUCCCCUCUUUUGUAUUUCUCCUUGGUUCUCUUGAUCCUUCAUCACCACGUAUACCCAUGGCAACAGGCGUUCUGUUUUGUGUUCCGUUUAUUCUUCCACCUUCACCGUGGCGUUUCACGAGCCGCAUCAUAUUUGCCCUUCUUGGUCGUUGAGAAAUGUUUCUUGUCUCUUUCAUGUCUGGAGUCUAGUUCAGGAGAGAGAUGAGAGAUUCAAAAAAGGAAAAAUGACGGAAGUUGAUCACGCAUAUGAUGUCUGAGAAAAGUAUUCGUUUGGCGAAUCCACCAUUGUAAUGUUUUGGUUUAAAUAUGGGCCCUU
Molecule: messenger RNA, 2363 nt
Organism: Microdochium trichocladiopsis
Lineage: Eukaryota; Fungi; Ascomycota; Sordariomycetes; Xylariales; Microdochiaceae
Exons: 4
Coding region: 178-1986 (602 amino acids)
Biological process (GO): negative regulation of rDNA heterochromatin formation; negative regulation of silent mating-type cassette heterochromatin formation
Cellular component (GO): Rpd3L complex; Rpd3L-Expanded complex
Source: RefSeq, a predicted model, not a curated record